Erpetoichthys calabaricus (reedfish) is the source of this 2118-nucleotide messenger RNA. RefSeq lists its product as uncharacterized. Gene Ontology annotation, biological process: regulation of DNA-templated transcription. The coding region runs from base 432 to 1676 and encodes 414 amino acids. The record is from RefSeq and is a predicted model, not a curated record. The transcript is spliced from 4 exons. NCBI's taxonomy places the organism in Eukaryota, Metazoa, Chordata, Cladistia, Polypteriformes, Polypteridae. Gene Ontology annotation, molecular function: nuclear retinoic acid receptor binding.
GUUGAUACAUCGCCAUUUCCCUUUCAAGUCGCCCGAUGAAGCAGUUUGGUGAAAAAAAAAAUCACAAUUGCUCAUUUACGGCAUGCUUGGGUUCUAACUUGAAAAAUCUAAGCCAAAACUGGAGGUGUGUCGAUUGCGUGUUUCUCAGGUGGAGCAAGUAGUAUUACGCGUUGUAGAGAACCGACAGUCGUGUUUUGGAGUGAACUUGCUUUCUGUUUGUUUAUAACAGACUAUUGACAGUUAAAGGAUUAUCGCUGUUUCUGUGUUGGGAAAAGUCAAAAAACCUAUAUUCUAUACAAGAUCCCUUGAAACAAAGUAAAAUAUAAGGAGUGAAAGAUAUUUACCAGGAAUUUCUUCUUUCUUCAUUUCUAACCUUUAUGGGAAAUUUAUGAGUUUUGUUAAGUUGGUACUUUGCAGCUUUUUUUCCUCCAAUGGAAGAGGUAAUGAUUGAAAAUACAGACUUGCCAAAACAAGACAUGGAUGUGAUCACUGACAUUGAACUUUUCAUUCCUGCAGAAGCUGAAGUAAUUGUUGUUCCUUUUUCAUUGUUACCUCAUUCAUUAAUUACAAGAUUACAGGCUGCCUCUGGUUCUUCACAUAGUGGUCAUCAAAAGGAAUCAACGGACUUCACAUUAGUAUUGUGCAUUACUCCUGUAAAAGCUACAAAAGCCUCAAAACCUGAUCUGCUUGGUGGUGAAAAAUCUGCUGGUGAUGGCAGAGCAAACAGCGUUGACCAAAACAAUGCUUCAUUGAAUAAGUGCCUGCUUCCUAUAACUACCUCAAACACAAUAGCUUUUCGUCUCCUAAAAUGUUUUAUGAAGUGCCAUCACUCUUUGUCACAAGAGAUAAAGCAGAUUUACACUGCCACUUCAAACUCUGCUAGAGAGCAGUUUUUCAAGACUGCCCGCAACCUGCUUAUAAUUUACCAUAAUAAAGUGUAUUUGUUGGUAAACAAAGACACAGUUUUAAAGAAAAGCAAGGAGGAUUUCAGAUGUGAAAAGGGUAAGCGUUGUGAUUCUGGAAAAGACGUAGCCAAGUCUACCUUGUUGGUUUCUCCACUGGAUCCUCUGAGAGCUGCUGCUGAGAAUGCAGGACAGAAUUUACUGACAACAGGUCAGGAAGAAAGCAGUUUACCUUCAAACUCUAAGAAUCAAUUGGACUCUGUAAAUAUUAAAAAGCUGAGGGAACAAGUUGGGAUUACAAAAGAUGUGCAAGUUUGUCUGGCUCGAAUCACAGAAGGUGUAAAGCACAAAGCUAGUAAUUCUUUUCCAACUAGUUUACCAAGAGAAGAGAUUGGUAAUGUGUCACCAGGCUCCUCCAUAAAUGAUCUUCCAGAACUAACCGAGUUAGUUAACCAAGAAGAAAAUGAAUAUGAAUCAAGCCCCAAGAAAUCAAAAAUAUGCCUGAACUUGGAAAGAAGUGAAAGAAAAGAUACAGAGAUGAACAUUCCUGUGAAAGACUGUACCUUUGCCUUCAGUUUGGAUGAAAGGCUUUCUCUUUUGGACCCCCUGUCUUUAAAUCAGACACACCCUAAACAUUUUGAUUUUGAUGAUUCCCUAAGACAUGAAAAAAUCAAUCGGAUUAAAGCAAUUUUAAAAGAAAAAGAGGCUAAAGUGGAAUGCUUACGUAACCAAAAUAUGCAUUUGGAAAGUGAUAGUACUGCUCUCUUACCAUGAAAUACUGAUAUUGUUUAAAAAGGAAAGGCAAUUUUUGGUUUGAAAAGCAGUGUCUUGUGGUGGUUUCUCCUUUAUUUUUUUAUAUUUAGCAUGAACACUAAAGUGUCUGAUUUGUAAAUGUUUUUUCUUAUGCUACAGCUAUUCAAUGAUAAUUUAAAUAUUUUCUGGAAUUUUUGACAAAUUUAUAGUUGUAGAAAAGAUUAUUUUAUGGAGUGUGGAGUCUAAUUUUUUAAAAUACAUUUGUAUAUACACUUCCAAAUGAAAAGUGAAUGUUUCAGACUGAUAAGAUUUUUUUAAGUGUGAUUUAAGUAAAAAGGCUUUUCUGGUAAAUACGAAUUAUCAAGUAUGUUUUAACAUUGUAUUCUUUUGGCAUUUUUGUCUCAGUGUUUUUUUUAAAGUUCAAAGCCUUUCUGAAGUAAAAUAUUCUUUUAUCUAAACUUUA